UGUGCUGCAUUCUUGGGUUUUUUCGUGCGGGUAAUUUUUCUAUAACAUUAUUUUCAUCAAUUUGUUUAAACUAAUCGCCUCAAUAAAAGUUACGUUUUACUUAUUUAAAUGCACAAACAACCAAUCUAAAUGUUAAUCGAGUGUUUUGUUGCGUCCCUCGAUCUGAAUCUGAAAAAUUUCAAACUUAUUAAAUUUAUAAAUUUCCAUUUCCACACAUAGUACAAAAUUUCGCUGAGGCUGAGGAAGGCGAUAGGCAACGACUACGACAGUAUACAGUAAAAUAAAUAAUCGUGAAAAGAAAAUAAAAAUUCCCCCAUUUUCAGUGCAGUUUUUCUCAUUUUACACAUAAAAUCAUCCGAGUUCGAGUGGGAGUGAAAAUUCUAUCAAACUUUUUUCUAAAUUGUUUAUAAAAUCAUAAUUAAAAAAUUUUAUCUUAAAUAAAAAGUACCCCUAGUAAUUAAAGUGAAUUGAAAUUGAAAGAAAAAGAAAAAUGUGUGGUUGAGAUUGUAAGAAGGAAGAAAAACACCCGCAAGAGUGAAAAAGGGAAAUUUUCAGUGUCGUGCUCAUUGGAUGACGAAAAUCAUUCUAUCUCUGUUUGUUGCAACGUUUGUGAAUUUUGUGAUAACUAUUUUGCACUCGCUCGCUCUUAUUUGACAGAUCAAGGCAUAAUUAUUUUGUUUUGCUUUCGAGUAGGUAGUGUAAAACUGUAAAUUAUUAAAAGUCAGAAAAAUACUGUUAAUUCUACAAUAAAUGCUGCCGCCAUAGAUCCGAAACUCUACACGACAUUUAAACAACUUGAAAAUACUAUUUCUUGUUGUGAAUUGGCUUUUAUUACAUUGAUAAACCUAGUCAAAUAAAAUUACACUAAAAAGGGUUGAACGUGAGGGAAAUUGGAUAAAGCAGAGUACCUACUGGGAAAACAGGCAAAGGCAAAGGCAAAAGCAAAAGAGCCACAGAGAGGAAGUGCAAGAGUUUAUUUUACAUUGAAUUCUGUCCAUUUACGACAACGACAAGACAACCGCACUCAUCCCGUCGUAUAAAACAAAAUGGCAGUUGAAUGUUAAAUUGACUUGGACUUGGGGACCUGGGUGUGAAUGAACUAGUAGAAGAGGCGAACUACUGUCGUCCACCGCGGCGGCGAACACCGUGAAAUCGGGACACGUUCGUGUUUCAAUCGCCUUUGCCGUCAACACCGCUGGUUACCUAUUUUUUUUUGUUGUAAUUUCCAACUUGCCACUGCUCUUUUUUUUUGUGUGUUGGAUUUGAAGCCUCUGGUUUGUAGGCUUUGGUGGCUUAAAAAAACUAUAAUUCCCUUUCGUAUUGUGGCUGUGGGGUGUGCUUUGCAUCUGGGAAGAAAUCUAUUAAGUAACUUCCCAAUAAUCUUAUGGAAAAUCAAACCAGGUGACGGACGGAAAGAAUAAUCGGAAUCAGACUAUCAUAUGGGUCGUCAACUGAAAAUCAACCACCAUUCAAAUCUACACCCACUACCGCUGAACCCCGUCGUGGUCGUCGUCGAAAAACAAAUGGUGUUCGAAACCUAGAGAGGAAGUACCUACAUCAAAAAAAUAAAAAAGAGGACAAUACAACAAAGGCAGCUGAAACGGGCGAGGACACAGUCGGUUGGUCGUUCUUAUAAAAUAAAAACACACAAUUUGUUCCUAAACGAAACAAAAAUAUAUCUAAACGAAAGAGUGCUCCUCAAUUGAAUGAUGAUGACUUGACUUUAACCUUAACAUGUCGCUGGAUCCUAGAGUCUGAAUUAUGCUUACAGACAUGAAAUUGAGAAAUGAAAAUUGAAGAUUUUAUUCAUCGUCGUCAUCAUAAACAACAUCAUCUCGCUAUUGCUUCUUCUUCUACUGCUGCUACAUCAGCAAUAGUUUCUACUCCAUCAUCUUUGCAGUCGUCGUCAACGUCGCCGCCGCCGUUGCCGCUGCCGCCGACGUUUCAAUUGUCAGGAACUACUAAACGAUCAUUAUCAACAUCAUCUCUUUUAGCAAUUAAUGCACCAUCAUCAAAAAAGAAUCAUAAAAAUGAUGAAACAAUUUGUUCUACGAAAAUGAGCAAUGAGAGCAAUUCAAUUAUAAAUGCAACAACAGCAGUACCGAUCAAGAAUGGCUUAAAUGGUUCUUAUAAUACAACUUCCAUUACUCCCAUUAUUAGUACAUCAACAACAUCAUCAUCUUUAUCAUUGACAUCAACUUCAUCAUCAUCAUCAUUCAAUAAUAGUUCUUCAUCAUCUUUGUUGUCGUCGUCAUCAAUUAUUGCAGCAGUAGCUACUGCAACAGGCGCAUCAUCUACUUUAUCAUCUACGUCGUCAUCAGGAACCAAUAUAGUGGCGGCUGUAACUGAUAGUAGAAUACACGUUAGUCGAGCUAAUCCAAUUCAUUCGAAUAGCAGCAAUCAACAACAUCAUUAUCAUCACAAUAAUAACAAUAAUGGAACGACGAUAUCAGCAUCGGGGGCGACGACGACAACGACAAUAUCGGGCGGCAGACAUAGCAGUAGCAACAUCAACAACAGCAGCAGCAGCAAUAGUGCAAUUUCGCGGAUAAAAGUUGAACCGGUUGAAAAUAAUGGUGGAUCGGAUUAUUCGGCGGCAUGUAAUAAAGGUGGUGGCGGUGGUGGUGGAAUGGAUAGUGAAAUUGUUGGCAGGAUACAAACAACUUCAUCAGCUUCAUCGUCGUUGUCAAUGGCAACAGCAGCGGCAGGAACGACUGGUAGUGGGGGUGGUGAUAACAGUAGAUCAGGCAUCGGUGGAAGGUUGCAAUUUUUUAAAGACGGAAAAUUUAUUCUUGAAUUGGCUCGAGCCAAAGAGGGUGAAAAAUCUGGGUGGAUAUCUGUUCCACGGAAACAAUUUCGAUCGCCGUCAGCCACAUCCUCGACCGUUACGCCCACAUAUCCCAAAAACGAAAGUUCAACAUCAUUAAGUUUUUCGGAUGAUAACAGUUCCAUACAGUCAUCUCCAUGGCAACGUGAUCAUUGCUGGAAGCAAUCAACACCUCGCCGUGGCAUUUCAAAGGAAAUGUGUUUUUAUUUCAAGCGUUCAAAACAAACGGUAGUCUCGCUGAAUGGCUUGAAAAGCGCUCGAAUAAAACGUCGAAGGCCCUUAGACAAUUCUGUGUGUAAAACACCAUUUAGACUGGCAAAGAAUGGAAGUAGCAUAGCUGCUGACGUUGUUGAUAAAAAAGUCAAAAUAGAUAAAGAAAACAUUCAUGAUAAAAAUGACGUGAAUGUUGACGAAGACGAAAAGAAUAAUGCGAUGGAUGAAGAGGAAAAAAGUUCUGAUGAUUCGAGUACAGAAAAAGAGGGUUCCGUAAGAGAGGUAUCUAAGACUCCAACUCCCGACUCACAAUCUUCCGAUACUGUUGAUGGAGCGACUUCUUCGUCGCCGUCAUCUAAAACUGAAUCAAUAGUAACCAAACAACAUCAACAAAUAACAACGAAACAAAAUAACAGAAUAUUGAAUGGAGAAAAAAGACUUAAAUCCCGAGCUAAGCUCUCAACGAUUAUACAGAAACUUCUUGACCGACUGCCGACAGGUUUGUACCACUUGUCGAAAACACAAAUUAUUGGAGGAGGAGUCACGGCCUCACAGCACCCGCACAGUCAUCAUCAGACCCAUUCGUCGCACCAAAUGCCAUCGACAUCGUCUAGAUUAGCAUCUGAGUUGCAUUACCACCAACAACAUGUUUCGCCGCGCAAAAGAAUACUCAGAGAGUUUGAAAAAGUGUCGCUAGAGGAUUCGCCAGCAGCUAAUAGUAAACGAAGCCGAGCGAAAGGUAACUCACCAGCUUCCGGAACAAUGCCCCUAUCACAGAUUCCAACUGGGCGUGGUGUGGCAGUUCCAUCGUCUAACAGCAACAGCAACAGUUAUGUUACCAAUGGCAAUCGUAUAGAGCCUACGGUGGUCCCGACUAACAACAGCAAUAUUACUCCCAAUAGCACCCCAACCCGGUUGUAUAGCAGCUACAGCAUCCAUUCGUUACUCAGCGGCAACAAUAGCAACUCCAGCAAUAGCAACAACAACAACGCAAACGCCAAUAACAGGUUAAAAGUUGAGCAUUCGGUGAAUACUCAAAGCAGUGGUGGGGCGGGAUACAAUGACCCUUCGUACCUGCGAGCGAUGCUGGCAUCACCUAAGUCACCAGAAGGCUGUACAAUUAACAAAUCGUCGCCGUAUUCAUCUUCCACGAGUGGCAGUGCCAAAAAACGAUCUCCCCCAUACUCGCCGAUUAGUGAAAUCCAUCAUCAGCAUCAUUCAAGAAAUCGGAGUCCCAACGUAGACUACGGAAACAUGCGUUCACCACCCGAAGCACACAACAAUAGAUCAUAUGGCAACAAUACUGCAAACUCCUCCUCCUCCCGGCUGACACCGCCCCACGGGUAUAUAUCUUCUCCGAAGAACUCCAACUCAACGGCGGGAAGCGACGGGUACAAAGUAAAGUCAGAGAAUUUAACUAAUUCUUCGCCCAAUCAUCAUUUCUAUUCACCCUACAUGAUGUCGCCAAAAUAUGUGCCGCCACCGAGUGCGAUUUCUCCCAAUAAUGCAAGCGACACGUAUCAUCCAAAGCUCAAAGGCGCGAGGUCGCCCAGCAGUCAGCAGCAGCAGAACUUGCGUGGUGGAAUCUUUCGCACUCAUUCGCCGCAAGCUACCACAAAUCACAGUAGCAUUCCUCGGGAAUCAUCUCCAAUUGGAAUGCAAUUGUCGCCAUCUCCUGGCGGAGGUGGCUCAGGAGGAGGAGGAGGUAUGACAACGUCAUCGUCAACGUCCACUCCAAGAACUGUACCAAAAAAGACUGUCUCUAUACGUAGACAAUUUGCUUCGCCAUCGUCUUCAUCGCCAAGUCCCGGACUGAGUGAGCAUUUAAAAAAUGCUGGCAACAGUAACAUGAACAGCAAUAGCAAAGGAGAAGAGCGAACAGCGAUGUCACCGGACAAUAGACGAACGCCAACUCAAGACUCAGCUGCUGCGGCCGCAGCCGUUGCGGUAAGUAAGUACCAUCAGCAAGCGGCAGCAGCAGCAAUGAUGCAACGCUCCUCACCUCUUGGUGGUGGAAGUGCAUCAUCACUUUACUACAUGUACCCGCCACCAAAUGGAUCACCGAGUCCGCAUCAUUCCUCUUCGUCACCAUCGCCGUCACCAUCAUCGUCAUACAUUCCGCAAUUGAAUCCAUAUUAUCACCCCUAUGUAUCGACAUUGGCUGCACUGCGCAAUCCUCUGUGGAUGCAUCAUUAUCCGGCAGCAGCGGCGGCAGCUGCAGCCGCUGCUGGUGCUGCUGCAGUAAUGAUGCCAUCGUCGGCUGCCGGACCAGUGCCACAAGGAGUGCCCUUCUUUCCAUAUAAUGGAGCUGCGGCAACAACACCAUCGCAUUUGCACCACUCAUCAUAUGCACAAAUGCAUUUAGCAGCGGCCGGCCAGCUGGGACUGCAGCCUCCACCUCCUCCCGCAACAAUGAAUCGAUCACCACCAACGACUGACGAUAGAAUAUCAACUAGUAGUAUUAAAGAAGAACAUAGUUCAGAUGUCCCUUUGAACCUUUCGAAACAUUAAAGAAAAGAUCGAUGCAUUGGGUCCAUUUUUAGCAAUGUAAGUCAAACAAUUCACUCUAUUUUUACUAAAAUAUUUAACAUAAACGAAAAACGACUAUUUUAUUGUAAUACAACAUAUUUAUAUCUUCAUAUAUAUAUAUACAUAAAUGUAUAUUAUAUACACAAUUUAUAUAUAUAUAUAUAGUUAUAAACUAAGAACGAAAAAGCAAACAAAAGAGCACACAUAAUUAUUUUGUAUUAAAAAUAUAAAACAAUUUGUUUUUAUUUAAAUUGUAAAAUUGAACAAUUUUUUAAGAAAACAUUUAUAAAUUAAUUUUGUCACUUGUAAAAAAUUCGAUAAUAAUAAUAAUGAUAUAAUAUAUUUUUACUGAAUUGUAUUUGCUAAAAAAAACAAAAAGCAUAAAACAAAACUAUUUUUUUAAACAAAAAAAAAACAAAACAAAAACAAAAAUUAUACCUAAUCUAUAAAUGUGAGGAGAAUGUUUUUCUUAAAAGAAUCUCAGCCGUUCAAGGUUUUUUUUAUUUUUCAAUAUAGACUGAAUGAAUUUUUAAUAUACAAACGAAAGAAAUUUUAAGAAACAAAACAAAAACAAAUUAGUUGGAACUACAAUUUUUUAAGAUCUACAUUAUAAAGAAAGUAUAUUUAAUAUUAAAUAUUUUGUAAAUGCUUUUCCGUACAAAGAGAUAAAAGCGAACAAAAUCAAAGUAUUUCCUAAUCAAAUUUAUAUAUGACUUAAGGAAACUUUAAACAAAACAAAUAGUUAAACAAUAAUAAUGACUACGAUCCACUAAGAUGAUGUAACAAAAUACAAAUUCAGGUUAACCAAAAUUAACAAAACACAAAAUGAUGUGCCUUUGAGAGGAUUUAAACAAAAAUAAUAUAACAAAAACAAAACAAAAGAAAAUUUAAUGAAAUGAAAUAAAAGAAUUUAACUAUUUACGAAUAAGAUCAAAAAACAAAAAGAAUGCAUUUUGAUACAAAAAACGAAAAGGAAGUAUUUUAAAGUGUGGAAUCUAGUAUGGGUUAUGAUAUAUAUUUGGAAUUAUGAUUAGAUAGUCCAAUUUUUAAUUUUUUGAUUUAAUUAUGUACAUACAUAUAGACAUUUACUGUUACUGUUGCUUAGUUUUCUUGUUCUUCUUCUUCUUAUGGUGCUUUUUGUUUGAGUACUAUUUUUGAACUUCGUUAAGUUAGUGCUACGAAUCCCAGUGAGAAUUAUUUUGUUUCCGUUCUUAAAUUUAAGAAGUGCGGACCAGUGAGCCAUAAGCUGAAGAUAAACAUUUUGUUUAAAUAUUUAAUUUGUAUUUAAUUUUGUUUUUAUUCAAAUACUCGUUCCCAUGUUCCGUAAUUUUUGCUAAUUUCAAAUUUCAGUUUUUGUGAUUUUAAGUCCUAAUUUUUGUUUUAAUUUUUCAUUGGAUGAUGUACCGAUGCGUCCUAGAAAGAUCUUUAAUUUCCCGUAGGAGAUUGGAUGAGAAUACUCAUUCUGUAGUUUGCUCAUCCAAAUAAGAUUCGUUAAGGAACUUAAAGUAUUUGUGUAAUUUAAAAAAGGAUAGUUCUUUAUCUUUAUAAAAGGCAAUGUCCCAGAUGUCACUGUCUCUGGUGAAUAUUGGUACUCAUUAAAGAAUCCUUUCGGUAGCAUUGACCUCCAAUCGUAGUCAAUGACUUGCAGUCAUCAGUUAGGAGACCUGUCAUUAACAUUAGAAUAUUUUUACUUAGAGUAAUACAAGAAAAGUUGUUCCCAAAUAGCAGUUUAACCUGUGUUAGUCUGGGGAGUACUUUCCAGAGUUUUGAUCUUUUAGCCCCCUCCUCUGGUUUGAUCUUGAUUUUCUUCACAUUUUCUUCUACAUCGUAAUAGGACUCUGGGACCAUUGAGAGUGCCAUUCCUUGGUUGUUUUGUUAACUUCUACUUCUUUACUUUCGAAUCUAACGUUCGAGUGAAGUGAGCAUUCCAUUCCAACACUAGUAUGGAGUUGAUGGAAUAUAGGAACUUAGUGGUUUUAGCCUUCACUUCUACUCGGUGCUUAUUUGAUAGGACAGAAAUUCAGGACUAUAAUACAUCCCAAAUUAUGAAAGGUAUUAAUAUUUUAUAUAAUUUUCAAAAAAAUAUCAAGGAAAACGAAAGGUUGCAUUGAUAGCGGUGUUGGAAUGGUGUCUUUCAAUUCAUUCAAUCAAUCCAUUCAGUCACUUUUAAUUAAAAUCUAAGUCCUGCUAUAUAAUAUCGGAGUUAUCAAGGUCCAUUUGCUGAAAUGAAACUUAAAUAUAUUUAAAGUUCAAAAUUUACCGUACGAAUUAAAGCUAAGGAAAAAGAGACACAUAAUUUGAAAUAUCAUGUAAAAUUUAUUAGGUCAGUUAUAUUUACAGUGGUGCUAGAAACAUGUUUUGCUACCCAAGAAUGUACAAUUUUUUUUUAUAUAUUUUCUAUAAUGUAAUUAAAUCAUACAAAAAUUAAAACAAGUUUAAAUAAUCCACUCAAUAAAUUAUGGUAACAAAAAUUUAAAUAAAUUAAGAAAUUCGUCUGCUAAAAACUAGCCGGAUUUUUGUCACUAAAUCUUAAAAAUUAAUAUUUUGUCCAAUUACCUUUAUUUUAAAUGACUUCUUGGUAUCGACGAGGCAUUGACAUGAUUAAAUUGUCGAUUAUAGAGACAGGAAUAUUCUCUCACUCAUUCUUCACAGCUGCAAAAAGAGAGCUUGUUGAAGUGUGCGUUCUCUUUCCAAACCUCCUUUUUAAAACUGCCCACAAGAUCUCGAUGGGGUUUAAAUCGCGAUAUUGGGACGGCCACUCUAAGACACAAAGAUAUUUGUUGCAAACCACUCUUUUAGCAGAUUUAAAGACUGUUUGGGAUCAUUAUCCUGCUGAAAAACCCAACGCAAAGGCAUUUCCUCUUCAGCAUAUGGCAGCAUUGUUGACUCCAAAAUAUCCCUAUAUUGAUUUGAUGCAUCAGACCAACGCCUGCACCGGAAAAGCAGCCCCAGACCAUCACCGAGGCACCACCGUGCUUAACCGUAGGGAGUACAUUUGCUGGCUUUAAACGUGUUCCUUUCAUUCUACCAUCGGAGUAAAAUAAAUUGAAUUUGAUUUCAUCACUGAAAAGCACACUUUUCCAUUUGCUUAUAGUCCAGUUCAGAUGUUCUUUGCAAAUUCAACCCUGAUUAAAUGUUUUAAUUAUGAAAUUGAAAGUCUUUCCGAUACACUUAUCAUAUUUUACCUUUUUUUACGAUGUUUUUCAGUAAGUAGAGGCUUUUUUGCUGGUCGCAACGCAUAAAGACCGCAUUCGCUUAAACGACUCCUUACCGUAGAUGGCGCUAUAGAUAAAUUUAAAUCCUCACAGAUGUUUUUCGAGGACGCAAAAGGGUCCUUAACAAAAUUCUUUACGCGCCUAUCUGUUAUAGCUGUUGUUUUGCGUGGGCCCGGGCAUCCACCACCAUGCUUCUACUGAUUUCCCGCUUCUAAUCUUUUUGAUAAUGUCAUAAACCGUUGAAGUUGGUAUUUUCAGCAUUUCAGCGAAUACAUUUUGUUUUGUACCGGCUUGAUACUUUUCUAACACUUUAUAAAGAAUAGCUUUUGUGUGACGUGUUUUAGCAAUUUUAUUAAUCGAAUUAAUUUCUAUUUAGACAGCUCACAACCUGCUUAGUUUUUUUUUAAUUAAUUUUGUUAUCCAAAUGACAAGAAAAACAGUAACCUAAACAUUAAGGCUCGAAGUUUUAUAUUAAAUCCGGUUAGUUUUGAGCAGGGAUGUUAUGGUUUAAAUUUAUAUAUUUUAUAUUUUUUUUACUAUCAGAUCAUUUUUUUAAAGUAAUUAUAAAGUUUACCAAUAUAUUUUUGAAAUAAGUACAAACAAGAAAUUCCCACUUGAUAUUAAGGAAGGCAUUAUAAAAAAAUCCGGAAUGUUUCUAGCUUCACUGUAGUUAAAAAAAAGUGUAUGAUCUUUACUUUCGGUUUCCUUCAAAAAUUUACCAAGAAAGUUAAAGUAACAAAGAGCGUGAAAAAAUUAAAUUAUUAGUUUUUAUCCAAACUUGUAAGAGAACCCAGUCUGAUUUUAUCAAGAACUUCUGUUUUCAAUAGAGAAAUAUUUGUAUUUUGUGUGAAACAUAACAUAAUUAAGACUGCAUAAUAAAAAAAAUGUCUUUCACCAAAGAAUUUCUUCGAUAAAUACUAAACAUGAUCAUCAACUUAAACGUGUAGGUCAUCUUAAUUAUUUGUCGAAAUUGUUCUAUUUUUCUGUAAACUCUAAAGUUUUAAAGAAUACUUUAAUGUUCACAGAAAAAUAAUUCUCUAUAUUUAUUGAAAUAUGCAGUUCGAUUUUUAAAGCAAAAAGAAAACAAACUGAAAUAAUGUACAGUAAGUCUGGAAAACGACAUUAGAUAGUCGAAGUUCGUAUGUUCGUAUUGAUUACAAAAGUAUAAAAUAAAAUUAUUCUUGUCGUCUUGUCUUAAUUGAUUUUAUGAAUUAAAAAGAAAAUUCUGGAGACAAGACGAUGAUUUUAAUUUAAAUGCAUUUUAUUCACAGAAUCAAUACAAAAACCUAACAAAGAACGUUAAACCUUGAAAAGAGGAGUCAAGUGUCACUUAAGUUGAACACACUUGUUGAAAUAAAACCUUCAAUUUUUACAAACUCACUGCUACAGAAAGGUCGUAUAGUGACACUAUUUAGACUUUAAAAUUUCAUUCUGAAUAUUAAGUUCUUUUUUAUUUUCAAAGAGAAAAUAUUUUGUUAUUAACUUGAAAUUCACAGUGAAAUUUCGAAGUACCUAACUUUUUCAUGAAAUCCUCUUUUUUCCCUUUGAGUCUUAGUCUAUGAGGUGACAUCAAAUUUUUUGUUUCAAUUUAUGUGUCGAUUGCCAAAUCAGUCGUCUAAUGAUAUUUUUAAGCUGCCUCACUAUUACAGGGGGUUUGAAAACGGGUUUUGUCUAGAAUUUUGCUUAAAGUGUCGCCACAACAAAUCAGAAGCUCCCCAAAUUCGACGAAAACUGCGGAAAAGUACAUUUACAUUGAGAAGCAUCUCGUUGGUUGUGGCAGCACAAAGAAAAUGUUAUAAAUUGAAACUAAAAAUUCGCCUAAAGCUCUCUAUGUAGAUAAGAAUCAUUUUCGAAGAUUGAAAAGAAGAUGAAAAGAAGACUGAAAAGAAAUGUAUUGGUUUUUCAAAUUCGGAUACGAUCGAUUUCUAUAGCCAAGCUGUAUAAUCGCCUUAGUGUGCACCGUGAAUAUCUCGAAUCGUAGUUUGGUCAUUUUGAAAAAAUCAUCAAAUCAGGAAUUCAAUCUGUUCACGAAGGAUAACCUUUUCAUACCGAAAAGUUCAAGUCUUAGAUCAACCCACUAUAAUUUCGUUCAUCUUAAUACGUGAAGUUUUUGUUUACUAUUAGAAAAGAAUUUUUGUUUAAAAAGUAUUUAAAAUUACAUUUUUCAAAUCUUACCUUUCACAUAAAACACACGCAAAAAUGGUACAUUACUUCUCUGUUUUUUUGUUGAUGCCAUACUUAAUUUUUUUGGGUGGAUUUAACAAAAAUUGUUGAUUUUUUUUAAGAUUUCAUUUUCCAAUUAUUCAUUCAUUUUAAGAAAAUUUAGUUUAAAUUAGGAUAGGUGUUUUUUCAAUAGAACAAAAGACACAAUAGUCUUCCAGUAUUUGAAUGCAAACGAAACAUUGCAUAUACCCAAAAGCAGGGGUUUUCAUACCUCUCUGUUUUUACGCUGUACUCUCCAUUAACAACAAAAAUUGCUAUAGGCGUUUACAGUGAGCCAAAAAGCCAAUUACAAAUAAAGUGUAGUUAAAUCCGAAAAAGAAAAUAUGACUUAAGCUUUCAAUGGUUUUCAUCAUUAAAAUCAAUCAUGGGAAUAUUUUUGCCAGGUUGUUUAUAGCGAUCAUUAAAAAUGUCUGUCAUUGAAAAAAAAUCGUGAUUGAAAUCCACCGAAAAACUUUUACUGACCAAAAUCUGUCAUUGGAAUCGUGUGUAAUUAGAACAUAGAUCAGUGGAACGAUUCGUUUCACUUUUGAACAUAAGAGUAUCAACUGUUCAGGAAAUGAAUUUCCGUCUGGAAAAUAGAAAAAUACAUUUUUAUAGAAAAAUAAAUUCGCAAUUACACUCUUUAUUCUUAAAAAACUUCUUUUUGUGAUUUCCGAUCAAUCAGUAUAAGAUUUUCAUUUCUAACCAAAGAGAAACACCAUCAAAUAUCGAUUCAAAA
Molecule: messenger RNA, 11725 nt
Organism: Eupeodes corollae
Lineage: Eukaryota; Metazoa; Arthropoda; Insecta; Diptera; Syrphidae
Gene: H
Product: protein hairless
Exons: 4
Coding region: 1787-5551 (1254 amino acids)
Source: RefSeq, a predicted model, not a curated record